This is a messenger RNA of Metarhizium album ARSEF 1941, 900 nucleotides long. RefSeq names its product NAD(P)-binding domain protein. The transcript has a single exon. Gene Ontology annotation, molecular function: oxidoreductase activity. NCBI's taxonomy places the organism in Eukaryota, Fungi, Ascomycota, Sordariomycetes, Hypocreales, Clavicipitaceae. The record is from RefSeq and is a predicted model, not a curated record. Bases 1 to 900 code for a protein of 299 amino acids.
AUGUCGACCAUCAAGAACGUCACCGUCGUUGGCGCCGCGGGAAACCUUGGCACCACUGUGUUCAAGAAGCUCGUCGACUCCGGCAAGUUCAACAUCCAGGUUUUGAGACGGCCGGAUUCCACCACUCAGUACCCGGCCGGCACAAAAGUCGUUGACGUCGACUUCUCAUCUGUUGACGCUCUUGCUGCGGCGCUCAAGGGCCAAGAUGCAGUGGUUUCGCUUUUGGGGGCCACAUCUCUGGGCCUUCAGCGCCAGCUCAUUGACGCCUCCAUCAAAUCCGGCGUCAAGAGAUUCAUCCCCUCCGAGUUUGGCAGUGAUUUGAGCAAUGCCAAGAACCGAACCCUCUUGCCGUUCCUCGAAAAGGUCAAGAUACAGGACUACGUGGCCGAGAAGACCACGUCUUCUCCCCUCACGUACACGUACAUUUACACUGGAGCCUUCUUGGACUGGGGCAUCGAGAACAACUUCCUCCUGGAUGUUUCAAACUACCAGCCUACCAUCUUCAACGGCGGAAAGUCAGUCUUCAACGCUACUUCUCUGGACACCAUUGGCAACGGCGUGGUAGGCGUGCUGAGCCACCCCGACGAAACCAAGAACAGGGCUGUGUACCUGGGUGACGUAAAGAUCACACAGAAUGACCUGCUGGCCAUUGCAAAGAAGGUGGCUCCAAACAAGCCAUGGGAGCCUAAGCACGCCACUCUGGAUGAAGCCACUGCUGCAGCCGACAAGAGGCUGGCACAAGGAGUCGUGGAUAUGCAAACCAUUGCACCAUAUCUGUUUCGAUCUAUUUUCGACCCCGAGCAUGGCGGCGACUUCCAGAAGAAUGACAACGAGCUCUUGGGCGUGCCCAAGAAGGAUGAAAAGUUUAUUGAGAAGGUAUAUGCCAAGAAGCUUGCCUAA